AUCAAAAGGUAACGUGCAUCAAUCACGGAGUUGGCGCCUCUCGUGCCGCGUCUUAUGAACUUUCUCUCUGUCCCCGGUGUUGACUUUUGAUACUCUGCAUUUCUUCGUUUCUUGAUCCUAACGUUGAUUCGUUCAAAACAAGGCAGGAGUGUUUCCAGUCAAUCCGAUACUACGUCGUGUUCGUCGAAUUUAUAGUGCAGCAGCAGCAGCAGCAGUAGCAAUCCCUCGUGCCAUGCUUGCUCGACGACACCACCCCCACUUCCGCCGUCUGCUUCCUUCAUUUCGGAUGAUCCCAUGUUUUGGUUUCAUGGGCGGAUGCUAGUUUGGCGCAUCCAUUGAACCCCCGUCCCGUUCGCUUCAAAGCAAACAUCCCAAGAUCCAACGAGAAAAAGAAAAAUCUUUUGUCCUGUUUGAUUGGAGGAAGAGAAGAGGUCGCCGUGCAGGAUUGAUUCUCGAGUUGAGACAGAAGAUGGGAUUCGCGUGAACCAAGCGAAACGUCAAGUCAGAUCCAGAUACAGAGUUGUUCUCGAUCUGUCAACGUCCUUUUCCGUGUUUGUUAGUUGAAGUUUUUUGACGCAUUAUAUUAGUUGAAGAAAGAAUCUUGAACAGCUCGCCAAUUCCAGCAUGAGCAACAAGGAUUCGGUGAAGCUAAACGACGAGCAGAUCGCCGAGCUACGCGAGAUCUUCCGCUCCUUCGACCGGAACAAGGACGGGAGCUUGACGCAGCUCGAGCUCGGGUCGCUCCUCCGCUCACUCGGCCUGAAACCGAGCCCUGAGCAGCUCGAGGCACUCAUCCAGAAGGCCGACACCAACAACAAUGGCCUGGUGGAGUUCUCAGAGUUCGUGGCCCUCGUGUCGCCCGAGCUCCUGCCUGCCAAGUCGCCGUACACGGAGGAGCAACUGAAGCAGCUCUUCCGGAUGUUCGACAGGGAUGGGAACGGGUUCAUCACGGCAGCCGAGUUAGCUCACUCGAUGGCGAGGCUCGGGCACGCCCUCACCGUGGAGGAGCUGACGGAAAUGAUCAAGGAGGCUGACACGGACGGUGAUGGCAGGAUUAGUUUCCAUGAGUUCUCGCAAGCAAUCACAUCGGCGGCUUUUGAUAAUUCCUGGGCUUAGUUAGGAACUUGGGUGCUUUUGCCUCCAAGCUCCAUGGGAUUCUAUUGCUUUUCUUGAGAUCAUACAGAUGAUCCUACUACUGUGACAGGCGAGUUCAGAAUUUAGGAUGGAGUACGAUUUCUGUAUGCAGAAAUCAAAUCCUAAGAGUGCUGUGGUUAUGAUGGAUGAAAAGUCCGAUCAAAUUUGGCAGAUAAUGCGCCGGCUUUGCUUGCCGUGGUA
This is a messenger RNA of Rhodamnia argentea, 1335 nucleotides long. Its product is annotated as probable calcium-binding protein CML17. The record is from RefSeq and is a predicted model, not a curated record. Lineage: Eukaryota; Viridiplantae; Streptophyta; Magnoliopsida; Myrtales; Myrtaceae. Bases 625 to 1116 code for a protein of 163 amino acids. Gene Ontology annotation, molecular function: calcium ion binding; enzyme regulator activity. The transcript has 2 exons.